Molecule: messenger RNA, 342 nt
Organism: Adineta ricciae
Lineage: Eukaryota; Metazoa; Rotifera; Eurotatoria; Adinetida; Adinetidae
Source: the annotation of a GenBank genome assembly
AUGGAAACUUGUCAAUUCACGUACAAUCGUCGAGUCACAUAUUUGCCACUCACGACGCUUGGGAUUGAACGACCAUGGGAAGAUAUGCGAAAAGAGUUCGGUUAUAAGGGCAAUGGUGUACCUGGUGCAACGUACUACAAGACAAUCAGUAAAGAUGGGCCUGAAGGGUUUGCCGUCGUCAAUGAGAACAUUGUCUACUAUUAUGAAUACGAUGAUUGGCAUCGGUACAAUACUGCCCGAGAUAUUCGAUAUGGCACGAUUGAUUUAACCGAUGCAAAUCCUACACGAGCAAAGACAGACGAAGAAGACAAAGACUAUUUCGAUCGAGUCCAUACAGCUUAG